AUGGAAAACGAAGACAACGAAAGUGGGUACGAAGCUGGAUCAGAAGUUUCAUUACCUUCUUCAGAUAUCAUCAGCGAUUCCGAUUCGAAGAGAGAUCAUCACUGUUUCUUAAUCUCAAAUCUUUAUUUCGCUAUCGAUAACAGAAGAAGAAGCCUUGUGAGGUUUGUGGAAGUGAUGCCAAUGACAAUUUGCUAG
Messenger RNA from Arabis nemorensis, 195 nucleotides. The record is from the annotation of a GenBank genome assembly. Lineage: Eukaryota; Viridiplantae; Streptophyta; Magnoliopsida; Brassicales; Brassicaceae.